This is a messenger RNA of Marasmius oreades (fairy-ring Marasmius), 1528 nucleotides long. RefSeq lists its product as uncharacterized. Gene Ontology annotation, molecular function: SNARE binding; SNAP receptor activity. Lineage: Eukaryota; Fungi; Basidiomycota; Agaricomycetes; Agaricales; Marasmiaceae. Gene Ontology annotation, biological process: vesicle fusion; exocytosis; intracellular protein transport. The transcript has 9 exons. The coding region runs from base 167 to 1201 and encodes 344 amino acids. Gene Ontology annotation, cellular component: SNARE complex; endomembrane system; plasma membrane. The record is from RefSeq and is a predicted model, not a curated record.
CUCCAGUCCAAUUUCUCACUGACACCACUGCGAGCUAAUCUCCAAAGCGCUCGACGCCUUUGGCAUAUUCACUCAACUUUCUUACCCAUAAAAAGACCCGUUAUAUUACGCCAAGACCCGAUACAACUUUUUUGAACCUCAAUCUUUUUCUCCUUUUCCAGUCAAUAUGGCCAGAGACAGGCUAGCAGCGAUGAGAGCACAACAGGGCGGAGCAAAUAAUAUGAGCUCCAACUCCUAUCCUUCUCAGGCAGGUGGUGGUGGUGGUGGUGGUGGAUAUCAACCUCGUCGACCCAAUCCCUAUGCUCAACAGGACGGUGCAUCAUAUGAAAUGUCAGAUGUACCUACGUCGGCGAACUUUAAUGGCAACAUGACCGGGGGUGACAGUAUGUCGGCGUUCUAUGCUGAAAUAUCCUCCCUCCAAGAUAGUAUCCGCACAUUCAACGACAAUGUUUCCCGCAUUGGUGACCUUCACUCGCGUUCAUUGAAUAAUAUGGAUGACGCCGCCGCACAACGGAAUGCUGCACAACUAGAUGAGCUUGUCGAAGAUACCAGCGCACUCAGCGCGACUCUCAAGCGCCGAAUUAAAGCCUUGGAGAAACAAGGUGCCUCAGGACGGGAUGGCCAGACACGCAAACAACAGACUGCGUUGGUCAAAUCCAAGUUUGUGGAAGCCAUUCAAAAUUACCAGACUGUUGAGCAGCAGUAUCGGACAAAAUACAAGCAGAGAAUGGAGAGACAAUUCAAGAUUGUCAAACCUGACGCCACACCGGAGGAGAUAAAGGCGGUCGUCCAUGAAGAGAGCGGGGGACAAAUUUUCCAGCAGGCGGUGAUGGACUCGAACCGCAUUGGAGCUUCCAGAGCAGCCUACCGCGAAGUUCAGGAACGACAUGAAGACAUCAAGCGUAUUGAGAAGACACUCGCCGAGCUCGCUCAGCUCUUCAACGAUAUGAGCGUCCUUGUUGCGGAGCAAGAUGAGACCAUUAUGAACAUUGAAACACAAGCUGCUUCUGUGGAGAAGGAUACUGAAGCGGGUCUCCAAUACACCGAUAAGGCUGUUGACUCUGCACGCGCUGCCCGCAAGAAACGGUGGAUUUGUUUCUUCAUCAUCCUCAUCCUUCUCGCUAUCAUCGGCAUCGUUGUCGGUGUUGUUGUCGCCCAACAGGUCAACAACGCCAAAAACGCCAAAAACGCCGGCAAAUAGGCUCACCGUCUUUUCCUUACCUUUUUUUUAGUGUAUUUAACGAGUUUAUCUUGAUUUCUCCCCCCCCCUUCGCUAUCAUUCGUUUAAUCUCAUCCGCACAUAUUUAACAUACGCUACCAGCGACAUUCAUUCAUUCUUAGGUUAAUGCGAUAUUCAGGUUUACGAUACGGACAAUGGAUAUCACUUCCUAUACCCCCACUUCCACUUCCGAUGAAAUGCGACAGACUAUGGUAAUAAUUACCCAAAACUGAUCACUGUAGGAAACUAGUUCGGUUCCGACCUCAUACUGAACCUAUUUUAUGGGUGGAUGCGUGUGAAUGUUCUUCG